Messenger RNA from Lactuca virosa, 336 nucleotides. NCBI's taxonomy places the organism in Eukaryota, Viridiplantae, Streptophyta, Magnoliopsida, Asterales, Asteraceae. The record is from the annotation of a GenBank genome assembly.
AUGGACCAUGUGAUUCGCAUAAGGAUAAGAAAUGAUGAGGUCAUCAGUGAUAUGGGCAGGGGUAAAGAACACCAUGUAAUUGGUCCUAACUUUGAUGGUGUUGUUGAGGUCAAUGAUGUUGGCAUGUUGAUAAGAGAUGAUGAGAAUGAGGAUAUGGUUCCAGAUAAUUUCAUGGACUACCACGGUUUCAUGGACCAAGAAGAAAGAGAGAACGAUGACCACAAAGAUGUUAUAUGGAACAACGAGAAGACAAUGGCCAAGAAGAAAGAGAUAAUAAUUAUAGUAGUCAUGGUAGUGAUGGAAGUGAAGAUAAUGAUGAUAGUGUUUAUUAAGUAG